UGUAAGCAAACUGAGUGAAUGCUGAGCUCUGUAGCUGGCAAUUAAUAAAACAGAGAGGAUGAAUGAAUCAUGCCAUGAAGAAGCCCAGGAUGUCUAUACAUUUGACAUCAGGAAAUCUACACUGAAGGAAGUGAAUGCUUGCAUGUGCACUGGAAGGAGCAGCACCAGCUCUGGGGUUUCCUUUUCUUGCCCACAUGUCUUUCUUUGCCUCUCCUUGUUAUGCCUGAUAGGCAGUCUGCUGGGGCAUCCUCAGUGUCUGGAUUACGGGCCACCUUUCCAGCCCCCUUUUCACUUGGAGUUCUGCUCUGCCUAUGAAAAUUUUGGCUGCUGUGACCAGGAGAGAGACAACAGCAUUGCAGCAAAAUACUGGGACAUCAUGGAUUAUUUUGAUCCCCAGGGGCGGAAGCUGUGUGGAACAUAUAUCAAAGAUAUCCUGUGUCAGGAAUGUUCUCCAUAUGCUGCACAUCUCUAUGAUGCAGAAAACCCUCAGACACCCCUAAGAAACCUCCCAGGACUUUGUUUUGACUACUGCUCUGAGUUUUACUUCAACUGCCGCUCUGCCAUCAGCCUGCUGACGAGCGAUAAGCACAUCCAAGAAUGCUGCAAGACAAACAAGACACGCUUUUGCAAUCUCCUUCACCUACACGAUGAGGACUACUGCUUCCCCAACGUGCUGAAGAAUACAGCCCUCAACCGCAACCUGGGCUCGGUGGUGGAGGACCGCAAAGGCUGCCUCCAGCUCUGUCUGAUUGAGGUUGCCAACGGCCUGAGGAACCCAGUACUCAUGGUCCAUGCGAAUGACCAUACCCACCGCAUGUUUGUAGCUGAGCAGGUGGGCGUGAUCUGGGUCUACCUGCCUGAUGGCAGCCGGCUGGAGGAGCCCUUUCUGGAUAUUAAAAGUAUAGUGCUGGCUACACCAUGGAUAGGGGAUGAGAGAGGCUUUCUGGGGAUGGCUUUCCACCCCAAGUACAAGUACAAUGGGAAGUUAUAUAUCUAUUACUCAUACAUGGAUAAGAACCGAGUGGAAAAGAUCAGGAUCAGCGAAUUGAAGGUUUUGGCAUCUGAUGCCAACAAAGCUGAUCCACGCUCUGAAAGGAAUCUUCUGGAGCUUGAGGAACCAGCUGCAAAUCAUAACGGUGGGCAGCUGCUCUUUGGUGUAGAUGGCUAUAUGUAUCUAUUCACAGGGGAUGGAGGGAAAGCUGGAGACCCUUUUGGGAAAUUUGGGAAUGCUCAGAACAAGAGCAUUUUGUUGGGCAAAGUCUUGAGGAUUGAUGUGGAUGGAAAAAGUCCAGAUGGAAAGCCUUAUCGCAUCCCUCCUGAUAAUCCAUUUGUGUCUGAUCCCAAGGCCUGCCCUGAGGUUUAUGCUUACGGGGUCAGGAAUAUGUGGCGCUGUGCAGUUGAUAGAGGGGACCCUGUCACAAAAAGAGGAAGAGGGAGGAUAUUCUGUGGAGAUGUUGGGCAGAACAGGUUUGAAGAAAUCGACAUCAUUGUUAAAGGAGGGAACUAUGGCUGGAGAGCAAAGGAGGGAUUUGAAUGCUACGACACAAAGCUUUGUCACAAUUCCUCUUUGGAUGACAUUCUUCCAAUAUUUGCAUAUGGCCGCAAUAUGGGGAAGUCAGUCACUGGAGGUUAUGUAUACAGAGGAUGUGAAUCGCCCAACUUGAAUGGCCUUUAUAUUUUUGGUGAUUUCAUGAAUGGUCGACUUAUGGCUUUACAGGAAGAUGACAAGACAAAUAAGUGGAAGAAGCAAGAUAUCUGCAUUGGCAGCACACGAGCGUGUGCGUUCCCUGGAAUGGUCAGUUCUUACAGCAAAUUCAUCAUCUCAUUUGCUGAGGAUGAAGCAGGUGAGCUGUAUUUUAUGUCUACUGCAUAUCCCAGUGCCUAUGCACCACAUGGAUCACUCUACAAGUUCAUUGAUCCUGCAAGGAGAGCUCCACCGGGGAAGUGUAAUUACAAGCCUGUUCCAGUGAAAACAAAGAGUGAACGGAUAUCAUUUGUUCCACGUGCAAAGACGGUCCUUGAGCUGCUUAAUGAACCUUCAACACCCAAGCCUCCAAAAAAAUCUUCUGCCCCCACUGCAGCCAUCCCAACAAAAGCAUCAACAGUGAAACCAGCUCCAUCUGGUAAAAGGAGACAGAAAAUCAAAGCUGAGGCUAAACCUCACAAGCCAAAGCAGGAAGAGAAGGUUGCACACAUUUCCAGAACUACACAAGCACCACCUUUGCCAAAAAAGAGCUCCCACCUAACCAGAACCAAGAAGCUUCUUCCAAAGAAAGCAGCACUAGCUAAGGAAAAAUUGAAAAAGAGGAGGAAGGAGAGUAGAUUAAGAAGCAGUUUUUGAAGCUCAGUGGUGUCCCAGAAAAAGCAAGUCAUGUGUAAGAUGGUGGAAAAGAAUGUUUUGAAUAGGGACCAAAUAAGAGAAUAAGCUGGCUUGCUAUGCCAGUGCUCCCAGGUGUGCCUCUAUAACUGUCAGUGUUAGCAGUCUCUGUAUCUGUUCUGUCAAACCUUAACAGCACCAGCCUCACUAUUAGUAACUUUCUUUGCAAAUGCUGCUGUGAUGUCCUUUUCUGACAUAAGUAGUUAUGAGGGUCUCUGAUGGACAUUUACUGGUGAGAUUUGGCUCUCUAUGACUGUGUAAUAAAUCAAAGUGCCUCAAACUUUCAGGGCUUGCAUCUUUUAUCCAAGAAUAUGAAAUAAACAUGUCAAUGACUUCA
Phalacrocorax carbo (great cormorant) is the source of this 2714-nucleotide messenger RNA. Lineage: Eukaryota; Metazoa; Chordata; Aves; Suliformes; Phalacrocoracidae. The record is from RefSeq and is a predicted model, not a curated record.